CCCCAACUUGACUCAGUUUGAGUUCAGAUUGAACAAAGUCUGCUCGAUUUGGAUCGACUCACCCUCUCGGUUUAAGCCAAGCUGAGUCUAAUGAAUCGAACAGUUCAGACGAGUCGCGUUUGCUGAGUCGAAUCCUCCCGUGCCCAGCUCUAUCUAAAACUUCCGUUCUCUAGAAGUUUUUAACAGUGGUCGUUAAAUGCCCACUGUGUUUGUCCACUGGAGCCUAGAUCUGCUUCAUUUUUGCGCUCAUAAGGGUCCCGCGUAUGGCAUACAGUGGCCGAGUAUGGUUAUGGAGACCCCUGCUGUGCUUGACGCUAACCCAGCCCCAUGCAACCCAUGCCGUGUAUGGGUUUAGACAUCGGUCUGGAGGCCGGUUCAUGUUCAAACCGGUCAAUACCCGGUCCGGUCCGGUUUCCAAUGCAGACUACCCAUGGGCCCACCACCAAGCCAACGCAGAUCUCUAAAAAAAAACAACUCUCCCGGCUCCAAAGGCGACGGAGUUCUCAAUGCUGGAAAAUCCCAACAUGAGCGAGGAACAAAACUACCCAACUCCCAACAACCCCACCAACAUCAACGACCUUCUUCUCAUCAUCCUCCGCCCAAUCCCAAGCAUCGACUUUUUCCAUCACUUCUCCAUCCGAUUCAAAUCCACCGACUCUCUUCCCCUUCCUCUGUAAAUCCUCCAUGGAAAGAAUCAUGCUCUCGCCCUUCCCCACCGUAUUUCCAGAUCCAAUCCAAUACAAUUCCAGAAUCCCACGCCUUCUCUCGGAUUCCAGCACUCUCUUCUUUUGUAAAUCUGAUUUCUCAUUGCCCCGAAGGAAGAACCCAGCUCAAAUUACCUGCUCUUCUCUUGAACAAGGUCUCCAUCCUAAACCCAGGCCGAAACCGAGUCGAAUUCCUGAAGAUCUCGACUCAGAGGCUGAUUCUCAAAUAACCCAGAUGAAGAAACCUGCUACGAGCCUCGGGAAUCAAAUCGAGAAGUUGGUUUUCUUCAAAAGGUAUGGUGAAGCUCUUGAACUGUUUGAAAUUGUAGAAUGCAAGGACGAUUUUGUCUUAGAAGGUAGUACAUAUGAUUCUCUCGUAAAUGCUUGUAUUGGAUUGAGAUCGAUUAGAGGUGUGAAAAGGGUGUUUAAUCACAUGGUCGAGAGUGGGUUCGAACCGGAUCAGUAUUUGAGGAACAGAAUGUUGUUAAUGCAUGUGAAGUGUGGGAUGAUGAUAGAUGCCCGCAGGCUGUUCGAUGAAAUGCCUGAAAGGAACUUGGUUUCUUGGAACACCAUUAUAGGAGGGCUGGUUGACUCAGGUGAUUACAAAGAGGCGUACCAGUUGUUCUUGUUGAUGUGGCAGGAGUUCUCUGAUGCUGGGUCCCGCACAUUUGCUACUGCCCUCAGGGCUUGUGCUGGAUUGGGACUGGUUUUUGCCGGUCAGCAGUUGCAUUCCUGCGUGUUGAAAUUGGGGAUAGAUAGAGAUAUCUUCGUGUCAUGCGCACUGAUUGAUAUGUAUAGUAAGUGUGGGAGCAUUGAAGAUGCUCAAUUUGUUUUUGAUGAGAUGCCGCAGAAGACAGUAGUCGCGUGGAAUUCGAUUAUAGCAGGGUAUGCACUUCAUGGCUAUAGUGAGGAAGCUCUCAAUCUGUAUCAUGUAAUGAGAAAAUCGGGUGUGAAGAUGGAUCACUUCACUUAUUCGAUAAUUAUUAGAAUUUGCACCAGACUGGCUUCGUUAGAACAUGCACAGCAAGCUCAUGCUGGUCUGGUGCGUCAUGGUUUUGGUUUGGAUAUAGUGGCUAACACAACAUUGGUGGACUUCUAUAGCAAAUGGGGUAGGGUUGAAGAUGCACGGACUCUUUUUGAUAAGAUGCCACACAAAAAUGUCAUAUCUUGGAAUGCUUUAAUAGCUGGAUAUGCCAACCAUGGCCAAGGAAAUGAGGCUGUUGAAAUGUUUGAGAAGAUGCUUCAUGACGGCAUGAUUCCAAACCAUGUUACCUUUCUUGCUGUUUUAUCCGCCUGCAGCUAUUCUGGAUUAUCAGAUGAAGGAUGGGAGAUUUUUGAGUCAAUGAGUCGAGACCAUAAGAUCAAGCCUCGGGCAAUGCAUUAUGCUUGUAUGAUUGAGUUGUUGGGCCGAGAAGGGCUUUUAGAUGAAGCUUUUGCUUUGAUAAGAGAUGCUCCCUUCAGCCCUACAGAGAACAUGUGGGCUGCCUUGCUGACAGCUUGUAGAAUUCACAAGAACUUAGAGCUUGGAAGAUUUGCUGCAGAAAGGCUUCUUGGAAUGGAGCCCGAAAAGCUAAGUAAUUAUAUCGUGCUUUUGAAUAUAUAUAACUGUUCUGGGAGGCCAGAUGAAGCUGCCAAGGUGUUAGGGACCUUGAAGAGAAGGGGAUUGAGGUUGCUUCCUGCCUGUAGUUGGAUUGAGAUCAAGAAACAAACUCAUGGGUUUCUUUUUGGUGAUAAAUCUCAUCCUCAAAGCAAAGAGAUUUAUAAAAGAUUAGAUGACUUGAUGGAGGAAAUCGCCAAAGAAGGCUACAUUCCUGGUGGGAGAUCUUUGCUUCCUGAUGUGGAAGAACAGGAUGAACGAAUGUCGGUGUAUCAUAGUGAGAAGUUGGCUGUUGCUUUCGGGCUUCUAAGUACGUCCGAUUCAACUCCACUGCAGGUAGUUCAAAGCCAUCGGAUCUGCAGCAAUUGCCAUGGUGUUAUUAAACUGAUAGCCAUGGUUGCUAAACGGGAAAUUGUCCUGAGAGAUGCGAGUCGAUUUCAUCAUUUCAAACAUGGGUCUUGUUCUUGUGGGGAUUAUUGGUGAUUAUACAAAUUCAGGACAUGGUAGCCUAGCCUGCGAAAACAUUCAAUUUAGCAGCAUGAGGAUGUUUUGCUCCAUCCAUUUCAAUGCAGAGAAAGUUGCAGUGUAUGUCUUUGUACUCCAUAGGAAUAACGCAGUCUAAUACAAGAUGUAUACUAAUUAUUUAGCAUUUCUUGUACACUUUGCAAAAUGAGUACCAAUGGAUCACAUGGCUGAUGCGAUCAAGACCCCGACCGCGAAUGCAGUGGGCCAUGCUAUGUGUGGGCCUUGGCUGAAAUCAGGCUGAUUCAACAAUCCUAAAUUCUUGAUCAAAACACUGUGCAAAAAGGGUUGGUGGCCAUCUCUUUCCCCGAAUUGAUUAUCCUAUUUUUGGUCUGCGGCCCAUAUACGGGGUUAUGCUGGAUGAGUGGCCCAAAUUUUGUACAUUUCUGCUACGUGUCUCCAUUGGAACUAGCAUGCAAGAAGCUGUAUGCGUAUGCAAUUUGCAUAACUAAUUGGUA
This is a messenger RNA of Magnolia sinica, 3281 nucleotides long. RefSeq names its product pentatricopeptide repeat-containing protein At5g50390, chloroplastic-like. NCBI's taxonomy places the organism in Eukaryota, Viridiplantae, Streptophyta, Magnoliopsida, Magnoliales, Magnoliaceae. Bases 685 to 2784 code for a protein of 699 amino acids. Gene Ontology annotation, molecular function: protein binding; RNA binding; zinc ion binding. Gene Ontology annotation, biological process: RNA modification. The transcript has a single exon. The record is from RefSeq and is a predicted model, not a curated record.